UUUACUUUUUAUUUUGUGUGGUGGUGGCAAACGCAGAAGAACACCAUUCAAAAAGUCGUCAUCCCGUCAGCAGAGCCGAAAAAGUGAAUUUCGCGUGAUAUUUUGCGUAUUUGUGUUGCAUUUUUGCGUUGUUUUCCGGUGAUUGCUGCCGUCGUGGACAAGAGAUUGUGACACUGUGGUCGGUCGCGCAAAAGGAAAACAAAAGAAUUUUCGACCGGAGCUGCAAGAGGCGGAACGUCCUCCGCCGGUGACGCCUUCCGGAACUGAUCUGGGACGACGGGCUUCCAGCGCGGCACCAUGGAGUACUACGCGAUCUAUCUGCCGUACAAGGAGCCGGAUGUUUCCAUCAAGAGCUUCUACACGGACAAGGAGGAGGCACUCAAGAUGCUCAAAACGCACAAGGAGGCCCGGCUGAAAGCGUUCCGGACCAGCGAGGAGGCCGUCUACUUCUAUCUGAACGGGCCGACGGAACCGACGACGACGACGACGGCGAGUAGCAGCUUGGUGAUGGGUACGACUUCGGAAAAGGCAUCGCUGACGACCGGAAACGGGAACAAUCUGCUAGGGGGACAGAUGCCGAAAUCUCCCACCACCGGCCAGCUGCCGCUCCCCUCAGCGUCCGCCAAGCUAAAACUGGAAAAGACCCCCUUCAAGGCGCCCAAAAGCCAGGAACUUGUCGCGUUCCGCAAAAACAUCGAGAAGAACGAGCUGGACCUGGUGCGGAACAUCAUCGAGCUGAACCCGCGCUACCUGGUCAGCUCCGGCGAUAUGCCGACGAUCCUGAAGGAAGGUCCCCGCUACAACGCGCUGCACGUGGCCGCCAUGGAGGGCAACACGGACAUGUGCCGGCUGAUACUGGCCACCAUCGAGAAUCCGGCCUUUAUUGAGUUUUUGCACGGCCAGCGGAACGCGUCGACGGACGAGGUGAGCGCGAUUCUGCUGGAUUUGUACCUGAACAUGCCGGACAAGUGCCGGAGCGAGACGCCGCUGCACUUUGCGGCCAAGUUCGGGUCGGUCGGGGUGAUUGAGGUGCUGAUUAGCUACCCGCAGUGCAAGCUGACCAAGAACUCGGACGGGCAUCUGCCGAAGGAUAUCAUCUGCGCCCGCGCCAAACCCCGCAACGACACGCCGGAAAUCCGCCGCGCCAUCGCCGACCUGCUGCGCGAGCGCUUCUACGUCCCGGUUCUGCGCGCCGUCGACCGCAGCACCCCGCCCGUCAUCGGCGAACCCUUUACGCUGGCCAACCCCCCGAACCUGGAGCCGGCACGCGGUGGCGCUGGGGACCGCUUCAGCCCGCAGCUGGAGAUUAAGGCGUACGCGGGCCCGAUGGACCGGGAGCAGGCGCAGGUCUUUUGCCGGCGGUGGAAGACGCCGCCGCGGUUGAUUCCGUCGCCGAGGGCGGGAUUCGUUUCGCCGGUGAGGGGCGUUAGCUCGAGCAGCAAGAUUCCGGUGGCGGCGUCGACGCCGAUUGCGACGAAGGGGGCGCCGGCGGGUGGGAGGAGGACGCUCUUUCCGAACAAGUCGUUUGAGCUGGCGCUGGAGGGGGAGCGGGAGAAGGAGAAGGAGAAGGAGGAGGAGCUGAACAAUUCGAUCAAUAAUAAUUUUGAGAUUGAGGUGGUGAGGGAGGAGGAGGAGGAGGAGGAGGAAGCGCUGGAGGAGGACGUGAAGAACGGGAACAGUGUGGUGAGGGCGGUCAAGUCGUCGGUGGCGAGUAGCUUCCUGUUCCGGAAGUACCGGGAACCGCCACUGCAGAACUCGUUUGCGACGAUCUACGACGACGACGAUGAGGAGGAUGAGUUCAGGAAGGAUUUGGGACCUUCGCAGAUUCCGGUUCCGGUCACGCCGGUCAAGGACAGUCCGCAGAUCAACGGGAACGGGAGCUUCAGCUACUUUUGCGACGGCAACAACUCGUUCUACGAAGGGACCAACAUUACGGAGUCGCCUUCGUUCAAGGAACGUCGCCUCAGGUUGACGGACACCGAGAAGGGGCUGGAGAUCAUCGGGAGGAAUCUGGCCGAGGACCACGCCGUCGGUUGGAACGAGUACUGGGCGUUCCUCGGGACGUUCGCCGACUUGCGGAACAACGAAGGCCUGGCCAAGUUGGAGGACUUUCUGAAGAAGCGUCGCGAGAAGGUCGAACUCGACGAGCAGGAAGAAGCGCUGAAGAACGUCCGGAAGGAACAACUUCCCUCCACGGGACCCAACGACAGUCUCGGCUCGAUCUGCGACGCCCUGGACCAGAUGCGACUUCACACCGGGGCCACGCCCCAACUCCCCAACUUCCGGAAGCGGCCAACCCCCCUCACAUCCCUCCCCGCCGUCCCCCUCUUCCCCGCAGACCCCCCACCCCAAGAACCGCCCCAAAUCCGCUCGAACAUCACCAACCCGUACCUCUGCCUGCACCGCUCGCUCCAGGUCUUCGCCAAGCGCUUCGUCAAGAACCUCGACGACGCCUGCAGCUCCACCAUGACCGUCGACUUCAACGCCUUCUUCCAGCAGGCCGUCGUCGACUGCGUCCGCAAGCUCAACACCCUCGUCGGCAACUACCGCCGCGACGCCGCCUUCACCACCAUCGACUUCUCCCGUGUCCACUCCCGUUACGCCCAACUCAUCGUCCUGCACAUCGAGUCCACCCCGGAAACCGCCCCCAAAAUCAUCCACCGCCUCAAGCUGCUCCUCGAUCGAAGUCGCGACGUCAACGCGGCCCACCGCCAUCCGGACCUCGCCGAAAGUCUCGCCUGUCUGCAGAACCUGCUCGAUCUGUACAUCCUGAAGAGCGCCGAGCUGGCCGGCGCCGGCGCCGAUGAUCCGGAGACCGAGGCCAGCUGUAGUGCGGCGUGGCGUGAGCAUCCGCUGGUGCGGGGAUGUCGCUGUCGGAUUGAGGCGGCCGGGGGGUACGCCAAGAAGGGAAGUAUGGAGCGGUUGGUGAAGCGGAGGGAGCAGAGGAGGAAGGUGACGGCGGCGGUUCCGGUGGCGAUGGAGAAGUCGUCGUCGUUUAGUUUGUAUCGGGAUCCGGCGGGGCAGGAUGUUAGGAAGGUGGUUUCGACGCCGGUGGCGGUCGCGAAGGCGGUUGCCGGGAGGACCUGGUCCGACGAGGAGGAGGACGACGAGGACGAGGAGUACUUUAGCUGCAGCGACUCCGAGCUGGACACCGACUCGGACGUGGAGGACGACGACCCGAACGUCAGCUACGUGACGCCCCCGUCCAGCCCGUCCUCGUUCCUUCUGCAGUCCCCGUCCCCGCUGGCAGACUCCAAACUCCAGCAAGAAUCCAACAACAGCAGCGGUGGCACCAGCCGGGUGUCCACCGACGACGGCGUGGCCAGUGGCGGAGGCGACGACGAAGACGACCAGGACCAGUUUCUGGACACCGUCGGAGACGACGAUGACGAGGACGACGGCGUUGAGCGGGAGCCCGAGUUCCGGAACUACAUCGAGGGCGCGGCCCCGACCAAACAGGACGUGGACGUGCUGAACGUGGUCGAGAAGCGUCCGGUGGACGCGGCCGAAUUUCCGCACGUGCACGAGUGGCGCCAGGCCAUGCUGCGGAUGUCGCCGGAGGAACGGGAACGAAUCGCAACCCAAAAGAAGCCCCGGGACCUGUCCCGCUCGAACUGGCGAGGUGCCGCCAACGCCAACGACACCAGCAUGAACCUCGCCGACCUCAGCGCAAACCAAUCGUCAUUCCUCCUCCUGGACCAACCGCCACCUUCAUCGCCCAAACCUUCCCAGUUGACAACGACGCCCCCGUCGUCCCCGAUCCGGUCCGUGUCGGCGGCCGCCGGAAUGUUCCGCUUUGGGCGGGCCCGCGAACUCGCUGCCAACACUGCCGCCAACGAUAGUCUGGGUUCGCUGGACGGACGCCUCGGGCUGAUGAACAUUUCCGACUGUGGGGUGGACACGCCCAAGGAGGGACACCGCCAUCGGCACCAGCUCAUCCAGCAGCAGCAGCAGCAGCGGGUUGCGCCGGCGCCGUCCUCGUAACCGUUUUGUUUUAUUUUCGUGUUUUAUUCGAGCCUAAGUUAGGGCGGAUUGCGCCGCGGAGAAAGAAAAACCCGGACGUUCAUAUUUUAUUUUAGUUUUUAAAAAGCGAGAUCUAAUCGAAAAAAAGAAGGAAAAGAAAACGAGAAGAAACGCAGGACUUAUGAUUAAGCAACUUAACAUUUUUGUAACACACAAACACACUAGAAUUAGACAAGACAAGAAACCUGCCAAAAAAGAAGAAGAGGACAAAUAAAGAAAGAAAAAACACAUGUUAUUGUUAUAAGUUUGUGUGCAGGAGUGACGUCGUCAUCGUUAAUGUUUUAUUCUAUGUAACUAAACUCUGUCAACCUAACAAUUUCAAGCGAUUUUAUAAUAUAAUUUAACCGAUGAUGAUUUUGUGAUUUUUGUGAAGCGAAAAAAAUAAAUUAAUACAGAAAUUA
Molecule: messenger RNA, 4424 nt
Organism: Culex pipiens pallens (northern house mosquito)
Lineage: Eukaryota; Metazoa; Arthropoda; Insecta; Diptera; Culicidae
Gene: Ankle2
Product: ankyrin repeat and LEM domain-containing protein 2 homolog
Exons: 6
Coding region: 298-3984 (1228 amino acids)
Biological process (GO): negative regulation of phosphorylation
Cellular component (GO): endoplasmic reticulum
Molecular function (GO): protein phosphatase 2A binding
Source: RefSeq, a predicted model, not a curated record